CAAAGAAAAGCUGAAUAGCCAGUCCAGGCUCCAUAAACUGGUGAAAGGGCACAAGCUUAGAAAAAGAGCCAUCAAUCGUGAUGAAGCAGCAGCAGCAGCAGAAGCUGUUUCUCAUCGCGACCUUCAUUUUCUUCCUGUCUUCCCCAACCUUUACCGAUGGUGCCGGAAUUUUAUCACGCAUUUUUGACCGCACGAUCACGGCUUCCGGCAGCAACCACCUCAGCAGUGGCAACAGCAGCAGCAAAUACUUGACCAGAGAUGCUCUCUGGUUCAACCAAACUCUCGAUCACUUCUCCCCUUAUGAUCACCGGCAAUUCAGACAGCGUUACUAUGAGUUCCUAGACCAUUUUCGGGCUCCCGACGGGCCAAUUUUCUUGAAAAUCUGCGGUGAAUCGGAAUGCGGAGGGAUAUCCAAUGAUUACCUCGCUGUUUUGGCAAAGAAAUUCGAAGCUGCAGUGGUGUCUCCUGAGCAUCGUUACUAUGGGAAGAGUUCCCCUUUCAAAUCUUUGACCACUGAGAAUCUGAGGUUUCUUUCUUCAAAGCAGGCACUUUUUGAUUUAGCUGUUUUCCGUGAUUAUUAUCAGAAAUCCUUGAAUGCCAGGUUCAAUAGGACCGCAGCUGAUAAUCCAUGGUUUGUCUUUGGUGUUUCGUAUUCUGGAGCUCUUAGUGCCUGGUUUCGUCUGAAGUUUCCUCACUUGACUUGUGGAAGUCUUGCCAGCUCUGGUGUUGUUCUUGCUGUUUACAACUUCACUGAAUUUGAUCAGCAGAUUGGUGAGUCUGCUGGUCCUGAAUGCAAGUCUGUGUUACAAGAAAUUACUCAUCUAGUUGAGGAAAGGCUUGCAUCUAAUGCCAAUGAGUUAAAAUCAUUGUUUGGUGCUCUGGAGCUAAAAAUAGAUGGAGAUUUCAUGUACUUUCUGGCAGAUGCUGCAGCUAUAGCGUUUCAGUAUGGAAAUCCAGAUAAACUAUGUACCCCUCUCAUUGAAGCAAAAAAGGCUGGGGAGGAUUUAGUGAAUGCAUAUGCCAUAUAUGUGAAAGAGUAUUAUGUCAAGAGCUUUGGUGCCAAUGUUGAAACAUAUAACCAGCAACAUCUGAAGAAUACUGCUGUGAAUGAUGACUCAGCCGAUCGCUUAUGGUGGUUCCAAGUCUGCACCGAAGUAGCAUACUUUCAGGUGGCCCCAUCAAAUGAUAGUAUUCGAUCUUCGAAGGUUGAUACAAGAUACCAUUUGGACCUUUGCAAAAAUGUCUUUGGAGAGGGCAUCUACCCUGAUGUUGAUGCAACCAAUUUAUACUAUGGGGGUACUGAUAUUGCUGGUUCAAAAAUAGUUUUUUCUAAUGGAUCACAGGAUCCUUGGCGGCAUGCUUCCAAACAAACUUCUUCUCCAGAGAUGCCUUCAUAUAUUAUCUCUUGUCAUAAUUGUGGACAUGGAACUGAUCUGCGGGGUUGCCCUCAGUCUCCUUUAGUCAUUGAAGGUGAUGCCAGCAAUUGCAGCUCCCCUGAUGCUGUUCACAAGGUCCGGCAGCAGAUCAUAGAGCACAUAGAUUUAUGGCUGUCUCAGUGUCGGUCUUCAGGCAGGAGUUCAAUGUGAUGAAGAACUAGAACUAGCUGGCUGGCCAAGAGAGGAAAUUUGUAAUUUUUAAUGGCUAACCAUUUACAUAUUUAUCACUGUCAGCAGAUGAUGUAUAAUUUGCUUAGCCAUUGAUCCUGCCAUCUGUACGAGUAAUUGUAGUGUCCAGGCUAAAUAAGAGAACCAACUCUUACUGAAGCCGCACAUUUCCUUGUGGAAAUGUGCGGAGGUAGAUAUGAAUGAAAACUGAGACGAUGAUCGCACUGCUUAUUUACUACUUUCUCGGAGUCAGUUUGCUGAGCUAAGGGGCUGAGGAGAUGAGACAAGCCGUUGUAACCAGCAGAAGGGAAAACAACAUUAAAAACAAAAAGGAAAGAGGAGCAAAUUAUGAACUUCCAAAGUAAGACAAUGCCAGCCAAAUUACUGAAAAGUAAGAUGCUGUAAAAGGGUGAAAAAUGUUGGUAGUUGUGAUGCUCUUGAAUGGUGUCAAAAAUUUCAAGCGCUUUAUAAUGGAAAUUCCUUCUCUUCAAGUUCCUUCGUUAAA
Molecule: messenger RNA, 2109 nt
Organism: Coffea eugenioides
Lineage: Eukaryota; Viridiplantae; Streptophyta; Magnoliopsida; Gentianales; Rubiaceae
Product: probable serine protease EDA2
Exons: 12
Coding region: 81-1586 (501 amino acids)
Biological process (GO): proteolysis
Cellular component (GO): vacuole
Molecular function (GO): serine-type exopeptidase activity; dipeptidyl-peptidase activity
Source: RefSeq, a predicted model, not a curated record